This is a messenger RNA of Nothobranchius furzeri (turquoise killifish), 4937 nucleotides long. It is a transcript of the gene oga, whose product is annotated as O-GlcNAcase. Gene Ontology annotation, molecular function: beta-N-acetylglucosaminidase activity. The record is from RefSeq and is a predicted model, not a curated record. NCBI's taxonomy places the organism in Eukaryota, Metazoa, Chordata, Actinopteri, Cyprinodontiformes, Nothobranchiidae. Gene Ontology annotation, biological process: glycoprotein metabolic process.
UGAGCAUGCGCACUCGGUGUAAACAGGAAGGACCAGCGAAAAGUAGGUCAUUUUUACCAUAAAGGAGAGGAGAAUUGUCGGAUGAAAAAAGGCGAAAGAGUUGUUUAUCUUUAUGCAUCUGGUCGUAUCUGUUUAUGCGUUUUAAAAGCAGUGGGAGGAUUUAGAAGAAAAAACUAAUUCGCCAGUACCACAGCUGGCUCGACGCUGGUGACGCGAUUUAUUUCCUCCGGUGGGUUUUUCUGCUUAACCUACGUUUUAUUUAGCAAGCGCUCUGUAUUUGUCUGGAUUUUGUUCGUGCUCUGUGACAUUUGGCGAACAAUGGUUCAGAAAGACAAGGCGUUGGAGACUCCUUCAUUAGACGUUGAGCCAAGCCCCAGCCCAGUCUCUGGAGAGGCUUGUGUGGAGGCCCCGGGCCCGGUGGUGGACUCGGUAGGAGUCGAGUCGACCGGCCAUAGAAAAUUCAUCAGUGGGGUUGUGGAAGGCUUUUAUGGGCGACCAUGGACAAUGGAACAGAGAAAAGAGCUAUUCAGAAGGCAACAAAAGUGGGGUUUGAACGCGUAUCUCUAUGCGCCCAAAGAUGACUACAAACACAGAAUGUUCUGGAGAGAACUGUACUCGGUGGAAGAAGCAGAGCAACUCAUGACGUUGAUUGCUGCUGCUCAGGAGCAUGGAAUAGAGUUCAUUUAUGCCAUUUCUCCUGGAUUAGACAUAACCUUCUCUAACCAGAAGGAGGUUUCUGCUCUCAAAAAGAAACUUGAUCAGGUUACUCAUUUUGGCUGCAAGUCGUUUGCCUUACUGUUUGAUGAUAUUGACCACAACAUGUGCCCUGCAGACAAAGAGGUAUUCAGCUCUUUUGCACAUGCUCAGGUUUCCAUUACCAAUGAAAUCUACCAGUACCUGGGAGAGCCUGAAACCUUCCUCUUUUGCCCCACAGAGUACUGUGGCACCUUCUGCUACCCAAGUGUCUCACAGUCCCCCUACCUCCGAACAGUUGGAGAAAAACUGCUGCCUGAUAUCGAUGUUCUGUGGACAGGCCCCAAGGUUGUGUCCAAAGACAUCACAGUGGAGUCGAUCGAGGAGGUGUCUAAAAUCCUCCGGAGAUCGCCGGUAAUCUGGGACAAUUUUCAUGCCAAUGAUUAUGACCAAAAGAGGCUUUUCCUGGGUCCAUACAAAGGCCGCUCCACGGAGCUUAUUCCGCGGCUGAAGGGAGUCCUCACCAAUCCCAACUGCGAGUUUGAAUCAAAUUUUGUAGCGAUCCACACGUUAGCCACUUGGUACAAGUCCAACAUGAACGGGGUUCGCAAAGACGUCGUCAUGACUGACGGUGAGGACAGCACCGUCUCCAUCCAGAUCAAGCUGGAGAACGAAGGUAGUGAUGAGGAGCUGGAGACGGACAUGCUCUACAGCCCGCAGCUUGCUCUCAAACUGGCUCUGACAGAGUGGCUUGGAGAGUUUGGUGUGCCUCAUCAGUACAACAGCCGACAGGUGCCUCAGAGUGGCUCCAAAAGUACAGCCAUCGAUGUAACGUCCAUGUCUGCUCCAAUUCUCUGCUCGUCCACGUCUCUCACAACUGUUUUCCAGCAGCCCAUCAUGUCUUCAUCAAUGCCUCCCGUCUGUCUGGAUCCGCUGCCACACCCAUUGACAAAAACCCCCCAGGAGGCAGAGGAGCAGGUAGAUGUGGAAAAGAAAGAUUCAGACGAGGAACCAAUGGAAACGGUGGUUGAAAAGCAAGACGAGCCAGAAGCAGAGACCGAUCCAGAGGAGAAAAAUGUUGCUCCUAUCUUGGCUGACAAGAUAACCGAAGACCUUAAGCCCAUGGAUACAGACAAGGAGAGUGGGGUGGAGUCCAAAUCCACAGAAGAAUCAAUCCAGGAAGAUUCUGGGAGUGACAUCGCUCCUAUGCAGACGGACGAUCAGCUCAAACAGGAUGUGUUUGUGCCGGGGCCUAACGAGAAGCAGCUGUUCAUCCCGGAGCCGCUGACACUCGAGGACCUGUGCUUGCUCGCGGAGCUCUUUUAUCUGCCCUAUGAACACGGACCCAAGGCCAUGCAGAUGUUGAAGGAGUUCAACUGGCUCAGAGCCAACAGCAGCGUCGUUAGCGUCAACUGCAAAAGAAAAGACAACGAGAAGGUUGAAGAGUGGCAGACACGCGCCCACAAGUUUGAGGAGAUGUGCUGCUCUGUUAUCCACAUGUUCACACGGCUGUCUAAUAUAGACAACCGCACCAUCCUGUACGACCUCUAUCCUUACAUUUGGGACAUCAAGAGCAUCCUUUCUAUGGUCAAGUCUUUUGUCCAGUGGCUCGAUGGAAGAAUCCACAGUACAAGUUUCUACUGCUACUGGAUCGACAGUGGCCGAUGGUGUCGUAGUCAGUCCUCAGCACAAUUCCUUAGAGGAGACCAAGAGCCCUGGGCCUUUAGGGGAGGUCUAGCAGGAGAGUUCCAGAGGUUGUUGCCAAUAGAUGGGGCAAACGAUCUUUUCUACCAACCUCCACCUUCUUUGCCUACCUCCAAAAUGUAUACGAUACGGCCGUACUUACCCAAAGAUGAGGCUGCUGUUUAUAAAAUCUGUAAAGAAAUGUACUGUGAAGGACUGGAAGACGUGCCCUUGUCUGAGGACGAUUCGGACCUGAUAGGAGACAGGUUAGUCGGGGGAUUCCUGACUCUGAGCUCAGACUACGGGUUUGUCUUGGAGGACGACGAGGGGGUUUGUGGUUAUGCUCUCGGCACGGUUGAUGUAAAACCCUUUGUCAAGAAGUGCAAGUUGAGCUGGAUCCCCCACAUGCAGGAGAAGUACCACAAACCUGACUGUGAGAAGGAUCUGACCGAGGCUGAAAAGAUGAUACUGAGUUUUCAUGAAGAAGAGGAGGGUCUUCCAGAGUCCUUUCUAUCCAACUUUCCUUCCCUCAUCAAGGUUGACGUUCACGCCAAAGUCACUGAUCCCAGUGUAGCUAAAAGCAUGAUGGGAUGUCUCUUAUCUUCUAUUAAGGCCAAUGGCUCCCAUGGUGCGUUCUGUAAGGUUCGUCAGACCGAUAAGCGAAUGUUGGACUUUUAUAGUAAGCUGGGAUGCUUUGAAGUGGCUAAAAUGGACGGCUUUCCCAAAGAUGUCAUCAUAAUGGGACGCAGCCUUUGAAAUGACGAGGUUCACAGACUCCGCAGAGAAAGUUCAUGUCAACAGCUCUUACACAUGUUUGCUACCUUUGAGGAUUUUCUACCACAUUACCAUUUAGGCUUGUUUUUUACAAUUAGCAUUGACAAGCACAUCUGUCCAGCAGCCUUUAGAUGUUGUAGCUGUUUUGAGUUUGGCAGGUCCACUGCUGAAGGAUCCAAAGGAGUUUUAAAAAGUAAAAGUUGGGAAUUUAAGGAUUGACUUCCUUGUUUUCCCACUACUAUUUUACCUCCAGGCCAUGGGAGGUCAUUUCUCUGAAUAUGAUCCCACACUCGGGAACAGCGUCUUCAGCUUCUCUGGUGUCUUACCCUCACAUCCUGCUGCUCUGACAGGUUUAAAUGAGGGUUGAGUUGCACGUCAGCGCCAUGUGGCAGCAUUUUGUUUUUGCUUUACACUUUGAGAUGAAGGAUUUGUGACGAGGCUUAUUCAAAAUGUUUAAUGUGAAUUUCUGGGUCUGGCCCUGAGGAGCACCAAGAAAAGGGUGUCCCUCUGAAUUUCUGUUGAUGUACAGAAAAGCUUUUACACAAAUAGUUUGUUUUGUUUUGUUACGGUUCCAUUCAGCUGUUGCUGUUUGGUUUUCCUUUAAGAUUCUACAUUUAUUUCUUAGGCUUCCAUUUCCUCUGAGCAGUUUUUUUGGUCAGGCCGUGAUGACUGAAGAGGAGUGAGUUUUGUAUAUUGUGCUCGUCAGAGAAGUAGCUGACUGAACAGCUGAUUUUUGUACAAAAGCUUAUGUAUGAUUGCACAUUUACUAAAUAUCACCUUUUUUUUACUUAGUUUUCUUUCAAAUGGUUAAAAUUUCAAUUUUCUUUUUUUUUUUUAGAACAAACCCUAGACACGUUUACCUACUGGGACCAACAUAUUCAGUUAUUUUAUGAUUUCUGCUUUUUGUUUCCUGAUUAUAUUAAAAUAAUUUGAAGGGGCUACAAUAUUAAACCGUUAUACGAAGUUCAGUUCUUUGCUGUGACUUUAAGGCCUGGUUGUUCAAAUAAACAGCUAACUUUACCUUCAGCCUGAUGUGGUUAGUUAAAGAAUCAUUAGUAAUCAUUAACCUCACGAUAAAUGAAUAUUAGUUCAGACUAGUUUUACACAGAUCAGUGCAGAUACCGUUCAUCUGCAGCUUUAUAGGUUUAACCUCAUGUUUAGGCUUUUCCUGUGUUAUUGAAUGUUUUCUAAUCCAAAUAUUUAGUUUGGGUUUAAUAUUCAGUACAUUAAAUCUAAAUUAGUUUUCUAUUGAUUACAGUAGAUAAUCAGACACUACCCUAUAGCUGCUUGUCAAUGUGGUGUUUCAGAGUUGUACAUUUCAUAAUGUGCAUGAGGUGUAUUUGAUCUGCUGUGGAGGACUUGAAUAAAAAUCUCAUCUGGUGCUGCAUAAAAGAAGCAUGCCACCUACAACUAAAAGUAUAAUGGUGUUGUGCUUAGUCUGUAUAAGCUGUCGUAUGGUGAUGAACUUGUAAAUAAUCUUUCAAACUGGCAUGCAGUCUAACUUUCAACGGGCUGCUUUUCUUGUACACCUGCAUCAGCGAUGCGUGAAAUUUGCUUGCAAAUUUUCCCUUUGACAAAUUAAAUCGAUGUUUGAUUUCUUUUAUGGUUCCUUUUGCAGUAUGCUGAUAUUUGUGCUUUUUUAUGCCAACUUGAUUUGACAAUUAGGAGAAAGGGCUCCUCUUGUACAUUUUGAGUUUAGAUAGGGUGAUUAAAGUAACCGUUUGUCUUUGUAAAAUUUCUAUGUAUAAUACGUUAUAAAAUCAAUAAAGCAUAUUGAGUUGCUACAA